Parastagonospora nodorum SN15 is the source of this 864-nucleotide messenger RNA. RefSeq lists its product as hypothetical. The transcript is spliced from 5 exons. The coding region runs from base 1 to 864 and encodes 287 amino acids. The record is from RefSeq and is a predicted model, not a curated record. Lineage: Eukaryota; Fungi; Ascomycota; Dothideomycetes; Pleosporales; Phaeosphaeriaceae.
AUGACUGGUGACAUUGGGGAGAAGGGCUCUUGUACUACUUGUGUUUACACCGAAGACUUUUCCAAUUACUGGACUGCUGCGAUGUACUUCAAGCAUGAGAAUGGUUCAUACAAGCGCGUUCCAAUCUAUCCGAACGCUCAACUCGGAUAUGAAGGCCAGGAUGCAGCUGAUAUAAAUGGCGGGAUGACCAUCUACUACACUCAGAAAGACUUCAAUAGCUCAGACCUUGACAACCACAUCACUGCAUUCCCACCCGGAUUCCGCAUGACCGUUGGAAACCCAGCAAACUCCGCACAGAACGGUACUCGAAAUGGUCUCGCAUAUACAUGCCUCCAAACAGUCCUCACUCGCGGUUCUGAAACUUUGGAUUUCCCCACCAAGCCUUGUCCCGCAGGCAUCAUGGCCAUCCAUCACUUCCCGUCAUGCUGGGACGGUAAGAACCUAGACUCGCCCGAUCACCAAUCCCACAUGUACAAUACCGAUCCCGGCCACUUCCGACCUGCCUCUCCCUGCCCAUCCUCUCACCCCAUCCGCAUGCCGCAGCUAGCAUACGAAACACUCUGGAACACGACGGCUUUCGCGGACAUGUGGCCCAAGGAUGGCUCGCAGCCGUUCGUGUGGAGCUACUCGGACCACAAGGGAUACGGCACGCAUGCGGACUACAUGUUUGGGUGGAAGGGAGACAGCUUGCAGCGUGCGAUGAACGACAGUUGUAUGUUUCAUGGUUGCGGGAGCCCGGGAGUACAGGGGGUACUGAAGACGCAGACCGUGGAGGAGAUGAACAAGUGUAGUGUACAGAGCACGGUGGAAGAAGAUGUUGACGGGUGGUUGGACCAUUUACCUGGUUAUGAGAUGGAGGUCUGA